Amoebophrya sp. A120 is the source of this 8655-nucleotide messenger RNA. The record is from the annotation of a GenBank genome assembly. NCBI's taxonomy places the organism in Eukaryota, Dinophyceae, Syndiniales, Amoebophryaceae.
AAGAUGUUACCACAGUGGCCCGUCCAAGCAGCACCUAGUGCCUACUAGUCCUUAGCUUCGAGAGCUCCCUAAUUAUGAUACGUAGCGAAGGGAUGGAUUGAUUUGAUCAGCGGAGGUUUCCGUAGACAAACUAAACUGUUUGAAAGCAGGAAAUAUAGCCGGUCCUAGUUACCUCAGCAUGUAGGCGACUUCUAUACUUGUCAGUCAACCAGUCACUCCAUUUCUAUCCUGUGCGUACUUUGGUGUUACGUCGCUCAUCUUAAUGGUCAGAAUUUGUGGUUGCUAUUCUCGCUUGCUGUAUCAAUCUGUACUUCGGUAAAGAUUUUGUGAUUGUUUUAUUGAUAUUGGCCUGCUGCAAAGGUGCCCGUGCCUGAUAUUGUCAUCGACUGCCAGUAUUGAUGGUCCAUUUUCUAUUCUCUUCAGACCACCGGGUGUAAUCAUAGAUGUCGAGCUCGUAGAAUCUUUUCGUCGUCGCGGACGCGGCAGGAACGAAUAGGAUGGACGCAGCAUCGCCUUCUCUGGGCUCCGCGAGCAACCUGAUUUGGGACCAACGCUGGAUGGUUCUGGGCGGGGCUUGCGGCUACGUUUACCUUUUCCAUGGAGGAUUUUCUCUCUUCUUGGAAUUCGCUUGGCUCUACGUUCCGGCGAUUCUCAUUUGGUGUCUGGGAAAACUCAUCCAAUUUUGGGUAUGGCAAAAAUGGGAACAAAUGGAGGUACUCAGCUGCUUAUAAUCACUUCUUAAUAUUACUACGUUGGUGCGAUAGAAUUCAAAAAUAAGCUUCUUGCUUUCUUUUUCCGCAAAUAUUGGAUGGCCGCAGGGCCCGCUCCUGGUGUAGUACUGAAGGUGGCUGGAUGCAAGAAGCACCGUGCUUCAUCUAUUCGUAGUUCACUAGCUGCUCGACAUUGCGUGGUUAUGGUCAACAUGUGUUUAUGCCGAAGUGUUUUGACGUCGAAUGAGUCGAUCUACAACCUGUAGAUGUAGUUGGAACUCUAUUGCCCAAAACAGACCGAUCCGCUAAUCACGGGCGAAGAGGACGACGUUGCCUCGAUAGUCGCUUCCGAUGGGGACCAAGACCACGCGCUGUCGGAGCUGGAGAGCGAUCAGGAGGCUACACUUAUCGACGCCGCCCUACAGCAAGGCUCCGGCGUCAAAGCCGAGUUUUUGAAGGACUGCGAAUUCCUGAGGUUGAUCAAGGAUCCCAAGUGUCUCCAGUUUUUACUCUCCCGCGUCCGUGUGCGUGAGUUUCAGUGCGGAGAAUUUGCGGUUCGCCGAGGCGCUAAGCGGGACGCUUUCCUGCUAGUGAAGCGAGGGGAAUUAUGCAACACAAUUAUGCCCGUCGAUCGUUCCCAUGGCCAUGCGUGUUGGUCCCGAAAUUUGUUUUCGUUCAGCAUAGACCGUCAAAGAGAUGAGGAACACACGACGUCGGCGUCGGCGUCGCCCACUGAAUGUAUUGCCGUGCUGGCGGGUGACGUCGAGUCUGAUUUGGUCGAAACCACUGCAGCACCAACACGUUUUGUUGUGUCUGAGGCUGGCUUGCAAGUUGUUCACCACAAUAUCAAUGUAACGCACAUUCUGCAUAAAGAUUUUGGGGACAGGGGCUUGGGCGUAAUUUCAUGGUAUAAAAGUUCGAGAUUUUCCAUGCGCGCCACCACGACCAGAAAGAUCAAGCACUGGCAGACGGUGAUACCGAAGGCGACGGGCACACCGGGCCCGCGCAAGCUAUGACGCUGCACAAGGGCGAAACUGUGGUACAGACAUAAAUACAUACGGAGACGUUCCUGCAGUGACAAAAGACCCUUAUCCGGUUCAAUACAUAGAAUGAAUAAUCAUGUUGUUUGCGCACCAUCUCAAACAAUCAUUGAUACCUACUUUCUUGGAAGUGGUUCAUCACUCUUAUAAUUUCCAUGCGUCACGUGGUCCAAGAGAUUAUCGCAAGCAAGAACUUCAUCCACCACACACACAGGCCGGCUUCCUCUUCGUUCUCGCUUCUAUUAUCGCGGGAGAUACUACUGUGCGACACGAAAGCAGCGUUCGGUGCGUUUCUGCAAAGGGCGGUGAAAUUUACGAGCUCUCGGCAGAAGAGGCAAUUCUUCCUGCGCUGGCCUACUUUCCCACCGCAGUCUUUCUUCUGGUUCGGCACCUGCUGGCGCGCAUGAUCAUCGUGGUGAGCACGUUGCACAAGUAUUUCGGUCUCAGCAACGACUUGCUACACACCGGGGAGGUCAGCGACGUGGGCGUGAACUUGGCAAAAUUGUUUCGCGACGUAGAAGCCUAUGCGUCGCAACUAAAGUAAUAUCGCACUAGUACUAUGAAUCGCGGCAAGGCAAUGAGACUCCCCAAGAUAUUAACAUAAAGAUAGAUACGAUUUCGUUCCUCUUAGGCAGGUUCAGAUAAGGAUGGGGAUCUAUCAGGAUCAUUUCUUGUUGUCAUGCAAACUUGCAAUUCGUUUUGGUUUUCGUACGAGUGCGAUAGAAGUUUUGCACAGGAUAUAGCCGCCCAGCAAGGUACUCGUCCCGAUUCGGCAACAUCUGGAGCAAAGGAGGCACCGGCAGAAGACGAAGAUGAGGACUCUGCCAGCGGGACAACCUCGACGAAAAGCGAGACGACGCUGAGCGAAAUCAAAAAAGUUCCCCCCGUCUCGUGGACAAAAGGCAUCGAGAAGGACAAAGACGCCCAGAAAAUUCUGACUGCGCGGUUGGGCCUACCUAGUACGGACUGUGUGAACGGCGAGAAGGUCCGGUUUCUGGACAAGGAAGCUGGACAAAUCGUUACGGAAAUGAUCGUCACCGGUGGAGGCACGAUUUCCUCCGGCCCAAAGAAUGCCACGGCCCUGGCCAUCUUGCUUCAAGGGCAAGUAGACAGUUUUUUUCCGCGCCCGCGGCGAGAACAGAGGCGGUUCGUGUCGGCCUCGGCGUCGAGCAACGGCGACCCCGUGUCGACAGACCCUGCAAACAACUACCCGGACACCAACCGCGCGCAGAACGACCAGCAGCCGCCGUCUUUGCCGGUCUCAGCCUUGAAUGCUUACGACGAAGAGGAAUCAGGGUUGAGGAGCACCGGCCCCCGUUCCAUGGACCUACCAACAAGCGUUUUCGCAACGCUAUUUCCUUCCCACAACGCAAGAAGUCCAGCGGUGGACGUCGUCGCUGAUCCUAAUACUAUCUCGUCUGCUGGUGUGCGUGUAGAUGAGCAGGAGGUAGUGUCUUCGUCAACGCAACAGCCCAGAAGCGGGAGAAGCGGCACAGUAGACGAGCGAGGCAGCAUGUUCUCAGCGCACUCCGCUGCAGACGGCAGCAAUCCUGGUGUCGUCUCCGGACUGCCCCACUCAGGCCGGGCGGCGUACGCCAUCACCGUGCCGGGCGAGCUGCUCGGCGUGCUGGCCGUGCUCGCGGGAAUCCCGCAGUACUCCCAGUACCGGUGCCGUAUCCUGUGCAAAAGCACCGCACUCGUAGUAAUUGUAGUCAUGCAUGACAAGUCUGGUUCUUUCGCUUUUUCAGCAUUACAAAUUCCAUUUUUCCUUCUGGAAAAAUUUGUAAUGCUAUUUCUACUAGUACGAUACUUUUGCAAUGCAUAUGCCGUACCGCCUGCCGAUUCGUCCUGAUCGAUCGCGACGAGGUUAUCCAGGAAAAAACACCCAUCCCCAUCCAAUUUGUCAUGCAAAAUAUGCAUGAAGUCCACUAUUUGCCAUGCAAAAAAUGGAUCGGGAUGGGUGUUUUUUCCUGGAUAGAGGUCGACCGGCUGCUCCAGCGCUACCCCCUGCAAAUGUCGCUCAACCUGCUGCAGACGGUGAUUCCGAAGGUGAAACCCUCCGUGCGGCGCAUCGAAGCGGCUGUCGAGUCCCGGCUGGUGACCGGCGGCAGGCAGCUGUUUCGCGAGGGUGAGUCGUCAGCGCAGGGCUUCUACAUUGUGAGCAGCGGGAAGCUGUGGCUGGUGCCCGAACGCCAGCUCGGGAUUUACCGAUCAUCCCACACAGCUGCUUCCGGCGGCGGAGCGCGCUCGGGGAGCACAUCAUCGCCCUCGAAAACUGCGAUACACCAUCAGCAGGCGUAUGAAACAAGUGGUCCUCCUCCUCGUAGCGGGAAUAGAAUCAUAGCAAACUCGGAAAAGAAGUACCAGCCACGAUUUCAGCUGUACGACAAGAAGCCAAAGUACCUCGAGCCGUCGCAGUACGAACUGGUACGCAAGGGCGGGAUUUGUGGCGAGAGCGAAUGCUUUUCGCGGCUCCCCUACAACAACACCGCUUAUGCUGCGCGGGAUUCCCACGUCGUGCGCAUCAGCCGGACUCUGCUGCAAAUUUUGUCCCAGGAACACCCGCACUGCAUAUUGAAUUUCACAACCUACUUGCUCUCGAAGGACCAGAGCAAGAAGCUCGAGCAGCGGACCAACCAUAGUGCGGCUGCCAACGUGGCGGCACAACAACUCGGGGACGGCGACGACUUUCGCACCAGUUACAACUUUAUGAAGUGCAAAAGUAUCGUACUCGUAUAAAUGCAUUACAAAUUUCCUUAGCAUGAGAAAUAAAAUUUGUAAUGCUGAUUUGCCUUGAUAAAGAAACUUGUAAUGCAAGACCUGCAUUUAUACGAGUACGAUACUUUUGCGCAGCAUAAACUUCGCGUCCGUGUCCGGUCCAGUUUCGGGCAUGAGCCCUGCGUCCUCGACCAAUCGACUGAGGCGUUCCUCGUCCGACGCACUGGAAACGGAGUCGCCUUCGCGCGUGCGGAAGCGUAGUCUGUCGACGGAUGAGGAGUUGUCGCCCGGGGGGCAUGGUGACGAGCCUGCCACAAGCCACGGUCGCGCCUCGAUCGCCGCCCGUUUAACCGGCGCGCGCCAGAAUCUCACACGGUUCAUUCCUUUCCAGACGGUGUUGCAGAACGUGACGAAGAACACGCAAAAUCUGAAGGCGCAGAUCGAGGACCGCGUAACAAAACGCUUGAAGUCCAUCGUCCACCGGGGCUCCCGCCUCGUGUUUGACGAAACUGCGGAAGAUCAGGACCGAAGAGCAACAACCGCUUCAGGGGCCAGUAGUGCGGUCGUACCACCAGCAGCUAUUCCCGGUGCCAAAGCGAAGGCUAGUACUCCUGGUUCGGCGCUCCCGCGCAUCACCUCGGGCAGCAAUUUGACGCGGCAAAGCAGCUUGGACGAAGCCGAUCUUGGUCACGAUCCCGGAAUGCAAAGCCCACCAGCCGGCGUAGGUGUGUCGCAGGGCAGCAAGGCAACUGGCGCAACAUCGUCGACGGCCUCAUUGGAUUCUCUCGGGGGCGGUGACGAGAACAACAACUUGUUCGCGCAUCACGGGAACAAAAACGUGGCCCAGGGGCCUACACCCGCAUCUUCUUCGCUCGGCGCGAGAGCCCCUAAUGGUUGGCAUGGCAAGCCUUGGACGGGACGCGACACGGGCACGGCAAGUGGCACAACCAAGCAACCGGGUGUGUGUGCCUGGCCGCAUAUGCAGUCCAUAUGUCUCAUCCCAGGCGAUAGCGCCACGCGUGAAAUGUGUGGCGCGCAGUUGCAAAAAUCCAUUGGAAAGUUGCGGCCUACGCACCGGCUCACGGGCUUUGACGAUGUGCGUCUUGCCAUGGCCACCGGCAGUAGUACUAGUGGGUCGCGUGGUGCCCGGGCGCCCAGGCCUCGUCCAGUCUUCGACCAGGGAAGCCUGAUCGUUGACAACGUCACGACGGAGUCAACUGCCAACUUUCUGCCGGAUGAUAUUGAUGGCAACGUCACGCCGCCCCACGCAAAAGCGCACGACCAGGAUAGUUCGUUGUUCACAGCAAGCACCACGGACACGGACUCAAAUCGGAAUGGCGCUACAGGAGGCGGGUCGACGUCACCGACUAAACGAGGACAUCGCCAGGAGCAGGCGACUGCAAUGCGGAACAAAACGAAGGACGCAGCAGAUCAGGCGCAGAUGAACAAGCGCAUCGGGAAGCAGCUUCUAGCGCGCACGCUGGGCGAUUUGGAGGACCGCAGUGACUGUGUUUUGUACGUCGCGGACGCCACUCCCUCCGAGUGGACCCGCGUCUGCCUGCGACAAGCGGACCUGGUGCUUAUCUGCGUGCUGGUGCGCAAAGACGACGUGUCGCCAAACCCGCGACUCGGCACUGCAGAGAUGUACGCGCUGAAGUACACCAAGCGCCACGUGCCGCUCGAGUUUGUCCUUGUCCACGAGGUAUGCAAUGCAAAAGGAUUGUACGUAUACCCAUAGUAUGUAUGAUGUGUGAACAGCUGCAUGGCAAUGAAUCUUCUCAGAAUAGGAACGAUGUUGGAAUUAUUUGUCAUGCAAAUUCUCUUACUCUUCAGAAAGCGUUGUAAUUAAUACGAGUGCGAUACUUUUGCGAUGCAUGCGAGGACGAGCAAGCGCACCUCGCCGCGUUGGAGGAAUUGGUCACCGGUCACGGCGGAGCAGCUACCUCCUCAGCCACUGGGCCAGGAGCGCAGCCCGCUGGUACAGGUUCCGCAGACCAUCAGGACGAAAAUCAUCCAAGUAUUGAUUGCGCAAAAAUGGAUAAGGAGCCGAAGAAGCUAGCCGUUUUCCAGGAGGAGACAGCCGACGGGAUGCAGCAGCUUGGCGAGAACACGAAAGCGAAAGCCUUGAACAUAAAUCCGCUGUUCGACGAGCGGGGGGAUCCAAGUAGUCGACGCGCUCCUAAUGUUGCUGCAGAACCUAAAGGCGAAGCUGGAGCUGCAGCAACAAGCGCUCUGACCGCGGAGAACUUGAAGCUGCAGCUGGAAAACUUCGCCACGGAACUUUACAUCCAAAGCGACCACCGUGCGGACGGAGGAUUUGGCGCCGGGCAGCUGGACCGGUUCGCCUUUGGCUCCCGGCGUGACAUGCUGGCCCCCGGGAUGCGAAACGCCGUGAAGGCGCAAGUGGAGAAGAAGUUGAAGCUCUUAAAGAACAUCCGCGGUCGUUUCAGCACCCGCCACUACCUGAAGGUCCGCAUUCAGAAACUGCGGCAAUACCAAAACACGAGCAUGCGGCGCUGCCACCACGCCCGGCUGGGCGCGAAAACCCUGGCCCACGACCUCGAUCGCUGCGCAAGGAUCCUGCACAACCGCGCCGUCGGGGUAAUCCUGGGUGGCGGUGGCGCAAAGGGCCACGCGCACUUCGGCGUGCUGCAGGCGCUGCUAGAGCUUGAUGUGCCAGUGGACAUCAUAUGCGGCACCAGCAUGGGCUCGAUGGCCGCGGGGAUUUACGCCCUCUACCCGGACUUCGACAUCUGCUUGAACAAAGCGAAGUGGUUGUUCGCGACCCAGUUCACGCGAACCAAAAUGUACAGCGAUCUCACCUGGCCGAUUUUGUCCUACUUUUCCGGCGCAUUUCACAACAACCUCCUUAAAUCCACCUUCGCCCGUGUCCACCUGGAGGACCUGCUUGUCCCCUUCGCCUGUAGCUCGCUCGACAUUCUUAAUUGCGAGCCCGUCAUCCAUAUGCAUUGAAAAAAUAGCUGCGCUACAACUACCGACCUAUUCGUAGCAGCUGUAGGAGCUGCAAGACCAUUUGAACAGCUGGGGUAUGAAAGAUGUAUAUUCAUCAAGUUUGUAGUGAUGCUGAUUUAAAACUACGACCGGCGAAGAAAUCAUGACAAGAAUGAGAUCUAUUGUCAUGAUGCACUAGCGCUCCCGCUGCAGGAUCACCAGCAGUUGCAAUUGCUACGAGUCCUCGUUGGAGUAAUGCUAUACUUUUGCAGAGGAUACUCCACCGCGACGGCGAGUUGUGGCGGGCGGUGCGGGCGAGUAUGAGUCUGGUUGGGUUCGUACCCCCCUUUCCGGGGGACCGCGAUGCCGACGGGAAUGUGACAAGUCUCCUUGUCGACGGCUGCUACAGCAACAAUUUUCCCAUCCAGACGGCCCGCGAUCUGGGGGCCGGGGUCGUGCUCACCGUGGACGUCGCGGCCUUGUACGACCACUUCGACCCCAACUACGGCGACACUUGCAGUGGGUGGAAGAUGCUGUGGCACAAGUGGUUCGGAAGUAAAAGUGAUACAGACCCGGCUACUCCGCAGCCACCGACGAGCUCCAUGGUGCAGGACCGAGUGCUAAACAUGGCCAACGUGCAGAUCUACAAGGACUUCUUUCGCUUCGUUGAUCUCUCCCUCCGGCCGCCGAUCGACACCUACAACUUGCUUGAUUUUGACAAGUUCGACGAACUGAAGACCCUCGGGUACCACUACGCAUUCCCACUGCUCGAGGACUUCCUGGAAAACACGCGCAAGGGGCAGGUGCUGCAAGCGAUUCUGGCGGAUGAUCAGGAAGCGGAGCACGAAGGUGCUUUGGCGGAGGCAGGUGCGACGUUUUUUCAAGCGAGUGGCGGCGAUAUGAGGUCGUCCAAGGCAGGCCCGCGCUCAGACGGAACGACGGCACAGCCGCGGAGCGCCUUGUCUGCCCAUGAAAGUAGCGCGAACGAGCAGGAUCGUGCAAAUAGGACAUUUGAGGAAGACCACUACACAGGUCAGGCUCGGAGAACCCGGAACAUGAGUCGACAAGAAAACAUUUCCGUGCCACAAGCCCUCGGGAUACAGUGCCGCGCAAGCUAUCGCGACUGGCGACGGCGUUCCAUGCGGCAACUGCGAUCGAGCUUCGCGGUGAAAGCAGGAACAACCAAUCCUAGCGACGAGGCAGAAACAGAGUUGAGGGAGAAAAAGAACUUGUGA